AUGGAAUCGAAUUCCAACAAGAAGGAGAUGGACGAAGGAGAUUAUAUUAACGAUGAACAGGUUUAUAAUGAGUUCAUGAGUAGCCUAACACCUUGUUCAUCUAACAAUACAUUCAACGAAGAUCCUAUAACCUUUGAUCCGGUUGAAUAUAAUAAUUUGUUAAGCGAAAGGAACGAAUUAAAUAAGACAGGUACAUUAACUGAUGAGUUAUAUUUGGAAAAAUUUGAACCUUCUAUGACUCAAAUACUGAUACCCCCCAAUUUGGCAGGCCAAACGUCAUCUGAAGAUCAACAGGGAUUGAAUCUGAGAUCUAACCUGACAUCCACGGCUGUAGAAAGAGAAACUCUUGUUAAAAUUAUGGUAGUUAAUAACGAACAAGAUAAUUUCAAUAUUAAUUUGUUUGCAUUAUUGGAUCAUAUAAAUAGUUUGGGAUACAAAAAGUCCUUGAAUGAUUUAACUAUCAAUAAUUUGAUCAUAUAUAUAAGCAAAAGGAUGAAUCUUGCUGUGGAAAAUAUCAAAUUACUUCAUUUGGGGAAAAUCUAUAAUGUUACUUCAUCCAUAUCAUUAAAAACAAAGCAUUAUUUAUUACCUGAUAUGAAAUUGGAUUCAUUUCCUACUAUUCAAUUAAUAAAGUUAAAUAAUUCAUCAUUACUAAAUUAUAAUGAACAAAGAUUAUACGAGAUUCUGUUUGAGACAGAUGAUCAUUAUAAUGUUACUUAUGCUGAUGCUAUCGUUCAUAAAAUGAAAACCAUGAAAAAACUGAGGUUCAGAAAUAGGUUUAAGAAACUUUUGAAAGUUAGUGUGUAA
Molecule: messenger RNA, 807 nt
Organism: Yamadazyma jaroonii
Lineage: Eukaryota; Fungi; Ascomycota; Pichiomycetes; Serinales; Debaryomycetaceae
Source: the annotation of a GenBank genome assembly